UCUGAAAGCACCCCGCCCUCCCCUCCAUCUCCACCUAACACCGCGCCGAGCGAGCACACAGCAGGAGCAGAGCGGAUGAGCAGAUCCGUCACGGAGAUAGUGAGCGAGGCACGCCGUCCCCCCGACGCUCCGACCAGGACCACGGUGCCUCCGAGCGGUCUGUCCCCCUGCGCUGCGCCCCGCUCGUCCGUCCGUCCGCCUGCCCGCCGCGCCGCGCCGCGCCGGUCGGUUCCUUUUGGAGAGCGGUGUGUUUUUCUCCCUGUAAGCUGGAUGAAUUAUUGGAGAGUUGUGAACAAGUGCGAGAAGAAACCUGAGGCUCUGGAUCUGCCUCCUCGGUCCUUCCAGGGAAGACGAGACUCAGCUGAGAGUUGUGGAUAAUGGAGAGGACGUCCCUUUAUCUUCCCAUUGUUAUUUUAUUGAUGCAAUGUUCCCCUUCCGUCCCCGUCACCGUGACAACCAACAGGCACAAGGUGGAGGUGCACGAGUCGGCAGACGCGGUGCUGUCCUGCAUGUUCCGCACGGAGAAGGACCAGAACCCGCGCAUCGAGUGGAAGAAGAAGGGGAAGGACGUCUCCUUCGUCUACUACGAGGGACAGUUCAGAGGUCCGUUUGAAGGGCGGGCGAGCAUCGACGGGGCGACGGUGACCCUGCACAAGGUGACGCAGAAGGACGCCGGCGAGUACCGAUGCGAGAUCAGCGCUCCCCUCGACUCGGUCACCCUGGGAGAGACCAACGUCACGCUCAAAGUCCUCGUGCCCCCACAGAUCCCGUCGUGUGAAAUCCCCACCUCGGCGUUGACGGGCUCCGCCGUGCAGCUGCGCUGUCGGGACCGCCAGAGCAUCCCACCCGCCACGUACUCCUGGUACAAGGACAACCAGCCAAUCAGCCCCCCGCGCCACGCCAACGCCACAUAUCUGAUCAACUCACACACCGGCAUACUGGAAUUCAAGGCGGUGGCCAAAGAGGACACGGGCCGGUACAGCUGCCUCGCAUCCAACGGGGUGGGAACGGCCAAGAUGUGUAAGGGCAACCACAUGACAAUAGAGGACAUUAACGUCACAGCUGUGGUGGCGACGGUGGUGGUGAUCGCCUUGGUCAUCGUCGUCUGCGGAUGCGGGGGAUUCCUCUUGCACCGCAACGGAUUCUUCAGCCCAGGGCACAGAGGAAGGUCCAAUGUCAACUACAUCCCUCCGCCCCAAGAACCCCAGGAUUUUAAACACACCCAGUCAUUCAUGCUCUGAGAAGCUGGCCUUCCUCCCUGAAAAUUUAUCACCCUCGUGAUAAGGUGCCAACACUGGAUUCUUUUGUUUCUGGACUCAUAAGGAGCUCUUCAGUGCCCGGUGCAGACACAACGCUAAUUUCAGUCUCUUUUUUUUUCUUUCUCUACCGUUCCUUUGGACGGGUAGCGACAAAAACAGUUCUGCAAGGCUUCUUAUCCUCUUGCUUUGUGGUGUGGGUAGCUCCUGCCAUUGACGUGUUCUGUUCAUGUGGGAUUAAGUACAGUUACAUGGCACUCUGCCCCCCUCUGGUGGUGAGAUGUUGAAAUUCCACUUGAUCUUUUCUGGAUGAUCCAGGGAUUAGAGCAGGGAUGGGCAGCCUUGUGCCGCGGAGGAUCGAGAGUCUGCAGGUGUUCAUGCCAACUAAAGACUACUGACUAAGACUCAGUGAUUAACACGCCUUCGACGAGGGAGCAGAAACCUAUCGGUGAAAUCACCCGACGUGGUCUGCAGUUGAAAUGAAACUGGGCGUGAUCUCGGUUCUCUGUGGUGCAGGGCUGCCCAUCGCUGGAUUAGACAUUUCUACAUGCUUGUUUUCCUUCCCUGUGCAGGCCAAAUGUAUUAACUACCUAUGUGUUAUUUUACCAAAGACUGACUUCAUUUCAUCGAGGGGAAUUUGACUCGUAAAACCUUGAUUAUAGUAAGUGAGCGUCACAAGGGAGCGGUCAUUCUCCACUGAGUGUCAUUAACUCAAAGCCAUAGGGAAAAGCAUCUCAGUUGCGUCGUGGUUUUCAGAUCUACUCACACAGACAAACAAACAAAAAUGCCGUUUACCUCAGUAUCAGCCAUCUGCCGAUGUUUUGUCCUCCAUUCGGUUCGUUCGGGGCCCGGCUUCCUACGACCACAUCGCCACUAAGAUCUCCAGGCCAUGAUCUCGGCACCGACAUGCAAUUAGGGGAAAUCCAGUCCAGGAGAAAAGGAAGCCACUGAAACCAAUUGAGACCAAUCCCGUUCCGCCCUAAUGUGCCUGCAUGGUCUUUUUAUAUACCUUGUGCCUUUUUAAUUUGUCUGUCAUAUUUAUCUAUGGAUCACUGUUUUUUGUAAAGAAUUUGCCUUACUUUUUCUGUCUUUAUAUUUUUGUGCCACUGUUUAUCAAUGUUUAUCAAAAUGGAGUGUCUGUUUUUAGACAGUGUGUGAAUGGAUUGUUGAGAGUUUUAUUUGAAUGAUGUAUCCGUAAUAAAAGGUUUUCUAUUAAAAAAAAAAAAAAAA
Messenger RNA from Myripristis murdjan (pinecone soldierfish), 2486 nucleotides. RefSeq names its product junctional adhesion molecule 2a (gene jam2a). Gene Ontology annotation, cellular component: plasma membrane; cell surface; protein complex involved in cell adhesion. Gene Ontology annotation, biological process: leukocyte cell-cell adhesion. Lineage: Eukaryota; Metazoa; Chordata; Actinopteri; Holocentriformes; Holocentridae. The transcript is spliced from 10 exons. The coding region runs from base 378 to 1241 and encodes 287 amino acids. The record is from RefSeq and is a predicted model, not a curated record.